Molecule: messenger RNA, 3023 nt
Organism: Puntigrus tetrazona (Sumatra barb)
Lineage: Eukaryota; Metazoa; Chordata; Actinopteri; Cypriniformes; Cyprinidae
Product: receptor-type tyrosine-protein phosphatase epsilon-like
Exons: 19
Coding region: 110-2077 (655 amino acids)
Biological process (GO): protein dephosphorylation
Molecular function (GO): protein tyrosine phosphatase activity
Source: RefSeq, a predicted model, not a curated record
ACACACACACACACACACACAUAUUUAUUCAUACACAGCUUCACUGAGGUAAACCCUCAGAUUCUGAGAGCUUGCCGUGUAGCGUGUGUUUGUGGAAACGGCGCCUCUGAUGAAAAAGAGCCCGAGUUUUCGUUGGUUGAAAAACCAGAGGAAAGCUGUCAUCACAGCCGUCGACAAGAAAGUACCGAAUGGCAUCCUGGAAGAGCAAGAGGAAUAUAUAGAUGUGGAUGAGGAUAAAGAUGAGGAUGAGGAUGAUCUUGGCUGGCCGUCAGAAGAGCAACAGACGGUGGUCUUACUGCCCAGGUCCCCUUCCACAUCCAAAACAUAUCUCCCCAUUCCCGUAGACAACUUGGAAGAAGAGUAUCGGAUACGCUCGGCCGAUGAUGGGAAACUCUUCCGGGAAGAGUACAACUCAUUACCAGGGGGUUCGACUCAAGGAACAUGCGAAGAGGCCAAUAAAGAAGAAAACAAGGAGAAGAACCGAUAUCCAAACAUCUUACCUUAUGACCAUUCCAGAGUGAUUUUAACACAGAUGGAUGGAGUCCCAUGCUCAGAUUAUAUCAACGCAUCAUAUAUCGAUGGUUAUACAGAUAAGAAUAAGUUCAUAGCAGCACAGGGUCCAAAACAAGACACGGUCGCGGACUUCUGGAGAAUGAUAUGGGAACAGAAAUCAUCUACUAUUGUAAUGUUAACUAAUCUCAAAGAGAGAAAAGAGGAUAAGUGUUACCAGUAUUGGCCGGAUCAGGGAUGCUGGACUUACGGUAACGUUCGUGUUGCCGUGGAAGACUUUACAGUUCUGGUGGACUACACCAUACGCAAAUUCUGUGUGCAAUAUGCCAGCGACGGCAGUAAAACCCCUCGUCUGGUCACGCAGCUCCACUUCACCAGCUGGCCGGACUUCGGCGUUCCCUUCUCGCCCAUCGGCAUGCUGAAGUUCCUGAAGAAGGUGAAGCAGGUGAACCCGUCGUUCGUCGGGCCCAUCGUGGUGCACUGCAGCGCCGGCGUGGGCAGGACAGGAACCUUCAUCGUCAUCGAUGGCAUGAUUGACAUGAUGUACGCAGAAAAGAAGGUGGACGUCUUUGGCUUCGUGUCAAGAAUACGAGAGCAGAGAUCGCAGCUCAUUCAGACGGAUUUGCAGUACUCCUUCAUCUACCAGGCUCUGCUGGAGUACUUCCUGUACGGAGACACGGAGCUGGACGUUUCUUCUCUGGAGGGUCACCUGGAUAAACUUCACAACACCAGCGCGCCGCUGGACCGCGUCGGCCUGGAGGAAGAGUUCAAGAAACUGACAAACAUGCGUAUAAUGAAGGAAAACAUGAGGACGGGCAACCUGCCUGCCAACAUGAAGAAGAACAGAGUCCUUCAGAUCAUCCCAUAUGAUUUUAAUCGAGUCAUCCUUUCGAUGAAGAGAGGGCAGGAGUUCACCGACUAUAUCAACGCAUCUUUCAUUGAUGGUUAUAGGCAGAAGGAUUACUUUAUAGCAACUCAGGCACCUUUGGCUCACACUGUGCAGGACUUCUGGCGCAUGGUAUGGGAGUGGAAGUGCCACUCUAUUGUCAUGCUGACUGAGCUGAAAGAGAGAGAACAGGAGAAGUGCGUGCGUUACUGGCCAGCAGAGGGCAGCGUUUCUUUUGGAGAUUAUGCACUGGAGCUGAAGAGAGACACGCUUUGUGAGACUUUCAGCAUUCGAGACAUGCUGCUGUCAUAUGCAUCAGAAAAGCAGACCCGUCUAGUCAGGCAGUUCCACUUCCACGGUUGGCCAGAGAUCGGAAUCCCAUCAGACGGAAAGGGAAUGAUUGACAUUAUUGCUGCAGUGCAGAAACAACAGCAGCAAUCUGGAAACAACCCUAUAGUGGUGCAUUGCAGUGCCGGUGCUGGCCGGACUGGAACCUUCAUUGCCCUCAGCAACAUCUUAGAGCGGGUCAAAGCCGAGGGGUUACUGGACGUAUUCCAGACAGUGAAGAGUUUACGCACUCAGAGACCUCAUAUGGUCCAAACUGUGGAACAAUAUGACUUCUGCUACAGAGUUGUGCAAGAUUUUGUUGACAUCUACUCUGACUAUGCCAAUUUCAAAUGAGUGCAGCUUACCGACACACAUUUAGAUUAUAUUUAAACUGAAGAAUAUUACUGUGGCUUAGUGACACUCCAUGCACUUGACAUUUCCUAUUCUUGUUAUAUGCAGUAAGGUAAUAUUUUGGAUAUGGCCAGACUCCAGUGGAUUAACCACGUCACGUCUUCGCGUUAAGUUUUUGUUACAUUUGUGUAAGUAUUCAGUACGACAGAAGUUUUACUUUUAAUAUGACCAUAAUAUUUAAUUUGUACAUUAACAAGUUUUGUUUACUACAAAAUUAUUUUUGUUUAUGAAUUGUGUUCACGAAAGUGUAAAGCAUUCCAGUAUUUGUUCCUAAUAUUUAUGCUCCAGCUUGCUUCCCAGAAAAAAAAUUUGCAUGGUUAUUUGUGUGAACUAGUGUACUAAAAUGAAUGAAGAUACUUCCAAAUUUGAAUUUUAUUGCGAUUCUUGGGCAGAAUCUAAUUGCAUCGACCCUGAUAAGUCACUUGGACCAUAUACAUGCUCUUCACCUUCACAUCACCUUCAUAACCUGACUGAGAUGUCCAACCACUUAAUGAAACUUUAGUUUCUGUGAUGAUGAUGCCGUUUAUUCUUAUGACUCCAUAAGCCAAUCAAAUACCCAAGAGGCUAAAACUGUGGUAUAGAUACAGACAUGGAUUAAGCGUACAACAUUAUAAGGAAGUAGUAAAAUCCAUAAUGACAUUUGGUUGAGGAAUUGAUAAAUUGCAUUCAGGGUUUAGUGAAACCUGUGAAACAAAGGAACAGUUUCCUUUCAUUAUUCCCUACAAACACAAUGCCCUGUGUUUCUGUCUGCGUGUUUGAACAAGGUCAGAUCAUUUGUGCUCUCACUGGAGUGUUCCUACGAGGGUGAGAAAUUCUGAAGAAAAUGAGGAAAGACGUAUGCCUUAAUCCUGAAUAACACCAUUUUCUGCAAUAAAUGUUUCAGUCAAUA